Messenger RNA from Rotaria sp. Silwood2, 1146 nucleotides. Lineage: Eukaryota; Metazoa; Rotifera; Eurotatoria; Philodinida; Philodinidae. The record is from the annotation of a GenBank genome assembly.
AUGUUCAUGGGUAAUAUUAAGGCAUUAAAUGUUAAACAAAAGUUUCGCAGUGAGAUUAAACUUCAUCCUCAGUGGAACCGAGUAUAUGAUGUAGGUCAUACACACUGGACUGGUGCUCUUCAGGAUGGACGAGAUCGUGGUAAAUAUGCAUAUUUUUGUCCCAUUGGGUGGAAAAGACAUGCUUUUGAUGUUAGCGAUAAUUAUGAUGACAAGUUUAAAGGGUGGUCUUUUUGUUAUCAUGGUACAAAAUUUGCUUAUGGUUUAUCAAUCUUGUUGAGUGGAUUGACACCAGCUAGAAAUGCAGCACUGGGUAAAGGAAUAUAUGCAAGUCAAUCAAUUAUUUACACAUCUCAUCCAAGAUAUGCUGAAAUCAAACAAAUUCAAUCAUCAGAUGAAAAGAGUUUUUUUAAAAGUGGAAAAUAUGUUCAAUUUGUAUUACAAUGUCGCGUUCAUCCGAAUAACAUAAAAGUAGUAGGACCUGAAACAUUAGGGGUUGAUGGAAAAGUCACAAUUGAUCCGAAUCUAACCAAUGAUGUUAUUGAAUGGGUUAUUGAUGCUAAAAAUAAAGAUAUAAUGGAUUUCAGUGAUUCAAAUUCUACUAUUGUUUGUACAGGACUAAUGAUACGUGUUACAGAUAAUCAUCCUGGUUUAUUAACUGAAUCACAAUGGUGGUAUUCAGGGCACAUAUGCAACGAUAAAGGUUGUUGCUGUUCAGGUAUUGAUCUCAAUGAAUUAAUGAAACAAAAAAACAAUGGUGUAAAAUAAGAAACAAAAAAAUUAGCUGGUAGUCAUAAAAAUGUUGUUCACGAUUUAAUCGAAUUACAAGUCGAAGAUCCAAAUGUACGUGAUUUAACUAUGGUCGAUUCACUUGGCAUAGCCCGAAAUCCUAUUGCCGAUCAACCACAUGACAUUCAUAAGCAAACAACCAAUUUGAUUCGUCAAUUUAUUCGUCAAGAAAGCAGUGUUAUUCUAUGUGUCUUUCCAACAAAUGUCGAUAUCGCCACUGUUGAAUCAUUCAUAUUAGCACGUGAAUUCGAUUCUGAAGGUAGUCGAACAAUCGGUGUUAUAACAAAAUCAGAUCUUGCUUCGGACAAUACUGCAUUAGCUCAACAAUUACUGAUGGAAAAACGGAUGUAUUUCAAUUAA